Molecule: messenger RNA, 375 nt
Organism: Striga hermonthica
Lineage: Eukaryota; Viridiplantae; Streptophyta; Magnoliopsida; Lamiales; Orobanchaceae
Source: the annotation of a GenBank genome assembly
AUGGGUCCUUCUUACAGAUCAAGAAAAACAAGAAGCACUGGAAAAUCAUCGGCCGGACGAAAAGUCCAUAUCAAAAAACGGCCCGAAAAAUCCAAGAACCAAGAAAGCUCGACCCUUUUGCCGGAUAUUCCGAAAGCCUUCGAUCGUAAAAAUGUCGAGGACGAGGAAGUUUUGCCGGGCAGCAUUUGUUCGACUCCAAAGGCCGAAAGAUUUCGGAUACCGGAGAUCAAAACUUGCCCACCGGCACCAAAGAAACGCCGUAUUUCGGCAAAUUGUUCUUCGAGGAGAACAUCCAUCGCGUUUUUCAGCCAUCCGGAUAUCGAGCUUUUCUUCAACUUUCCUCUUCGCGGCAUCCAGGUUCAGACCGGUUAUUAA